UCCGGCCAUUCAUACUCCCUGCCCGCCAGUCCCUCCUUGUGGGCUUCUGUGCAGUCGAGCACCGGGAAAGGCGAAGCGCCGCUAGAAUGAAGCUCGUGAGGUUUUUGAUGAAAUUGAGUCAUGAGACUGUAACCAUCGAAUUAAAGAAUGGAACUCAGGUUCAUGGAACAAUCAUAGGUGUAGAUGUCAGCAUGAAUACUCAUCUUAAGGCUGUGAAAAUGACCCUGAAGAACAGAGAACCUGUACAACUAGAAACACUGAGUAUUCGAGGAAAUAACAUUCGAUAUUUUAUUCUACCAGACAGCUUACCUCUGGACACACUACUUGUGGAUGUUGAACCCAAAGUGAAAUCUAAGAAAAGGGAAGCUGUUGCAGGAAGAGGUCGAGGAAGAGGAAGAGGAAGAGGGCGUGGCCGGGGCAGAGGAAGAGGGGGUCCUAGAAGAUAAUGUCUCAGAAUUAUUGCUUCAAAUUGAUAGUGAUGGGGAUAUUUUUUGUACAGGUUUUGUUUGUUUGUGUCAGUUUUUAAUAAACAUAAGUGUGGGGUAGAAAAAAAAA
Messenger RNA from Suncus etruscus (white-toothed pygmy shrew), 555 nucleotides. RefSeq names its product small nuclear ribonucleoprotein Sm D1-like. Gene Ontology annotation, biological process: RNA processing; spliceosomal snRNP assembly. NCBI's taxonomy places the organism in Eukaryota, Metazoa, Chordata, Mammalia, Eulipotyphla, Soricidae. The coding region runs from base 87 to 446 and encodes 119 amino acids. Gene Ontology annotation, cellular component: U4 snRNP; U5 snRNP; pICln-Sm protein complex. Gene Ontology annotation, molecular function: RNA binding. The record is from RefSeq and is a predicted model, not a curated record. The transcript has a single exon.